AUGAGCUUGGAAGGUAGAAACCAAAUGCAGAUACUCGUGGAUGGGGAAACCGUAGAGGCACUCGAAGAGAAUUAUAAUAUCCAGGAAACUAUGACUGAAAAUAAUAAAGAAAGAAGUUCAAAUAGUUUUUCGGGACAUAUUCCUAAUGUCCAUGAACAUGGUAAUCCUUAUCCUCGUAUUGGGCUAGAAUUCGAUUCUGCUGAGGAUGUUAAAAAAUUUUACAUAGCCUUUGCAAAGGAACAAGGAUUCGGAAUCCGUACUCGUUCAAGUAAGAAAAACUUAUGCAUAUUUGUAUGCUCUAAUGCUGGUCAACGUAUAUCCAACAAUAUCAGUAACUAUAAAAGUAAUAUAGUCAUGGAAAAAGGUAGGAAUAGGUGCUCAACUUCAAGAACCGAUUGCAAGGCAACACUUAUUACUUCAAAAGCACGGAACAGACAUAAAUGGUCCAUCAUUGGUUUUAAAAAUGAUCAUAACCAUGAUAUGGUAAGCCCAAAGAGUGUGAAGUAUCUUAGAUGUCAUAAAAAAAUGAGUGCAUCAGUAAAGAACCUUGUUGAGAAGUUUAAUCAAGAAGGUUUACCAACAGGGAAAGUUGCUGCCAUGUUCAAUAAGGGAGGUGAGUCAUUCUCUAAUAGAGAUUGUUGGAAUCAUCUUAGAGAUCUUCGAUCUAGAAAUUUAGAUGUUGGAGAUGCUCAAGCAGUAUUCAAUUUCUGUAAGAAAAAACAGGUUGAGAAUUCAAAUUUCUUUUAUGCAAUACAAUGUGACAAUGAUGAUAGGAUGGUUAACUUCUUUUGGGUUGACGCAAGAUCAAGAUCUGCAUAUAGUUUGUUUGGAGAUGUUGUUACAUUUGAUACAACAUACAAAACCAACAAGUAUUGUAUGCCGUUUGCUCCUUUCACUGGGUUGAAUCAUCAUCACCAGUCUAUUUUAUUUGGUUGUGCAUUGUUACAAGAUGAAACAGAGAAGUCCUUCACGUGGCUGUUUGAAAAUUGGCUUGAGGCAAUGGGUGGAAAAAGUCCACUUUCAAUAAUUACUGAUCAAGACAUGGCAAUGAGAGCUGCAAUAUCUAAGGUUUUUCCACAUACUCGACAUCGUUUAUGUUUAUGGCACAUCAGAAAAAAAUUUCCAGAGAAGCUUUCACACAUAUACCAUAAAAGCUCUAAGUUCAAGCGUGAUCUUAAAAGAUGUAUUCGUGAUUCAUCCUGCAUACGCGAUUUUGAAGAUGAUUGGAAUCAUAUAAUGGUCGAAUAUGAUUUGGAGAAAAACGAAUGGCUUCAAGGUUUAUACAAUAUAAGAGAGUCUUGGAUUCCUGUUUAUAAUAGAAAUACUUUUUUUGCCGGGAUGAAUACUACACAAAGGAGUGAAAGCAUCAAUGCUUUUUUUGAUUCUUUUGUUGAUUCAUCAACCACACUGCGAGAUUUUGUAGUAAAUUUUGACAAAGCAGUAGACAGCCGCUAUGAGAAAGAAAGAAAAGAAGACUUUGAAUCUAGGCAUCGCUCACGCAUCUUUAGUGUGAGAUCCAAAAUUGAAGAGCACGCUGCAAGUGUUUAUACAAGAAACAUCUUUAAUAAAUUCAAAGAUGAGCUCACAACGGUUAGUCAAUUUAUAAAGGAAAAAGUUGAAAAAAAUGGAUCUCAAUAUACUUAUAAGGUGUCCAAUUGUUUUAAGUCUCAAGAUUCAUUUACUGUGACUGUGAAUCUUGAUACAAAGGAGGCUAAAUGUGGCUGCCAACUUUAUGAGUUUAUGGGGAUAUUGUGCAGGCAUAUCUUAGUAAUCUAUCAAGCAAAAAAUAUUGUAGAAAUUCCAAAUAACUAUAUUUUACAACGUUGGACAAAAGAUGCUAAUAAGAGCUUUGGAUUUGGUCCAGGUGAAAUAAAAUUGGUAUGCGAGAGUAGUAACUCAACAACUUUGCGAAGUAUGCACGUGCGUAGCCUAACACAGUUGUUAUGUGAUCUUGCUGAAAAAUCAGAGAAAGCUGAAAAAUCAGAGAAAGUAUACAAGUUUAUUUUAUCAGAAUUGGAACAGUUGUAUAAGAAAGCUGCAAUGAUGGAUUAUGAAAUGCAGGGAAGCACAAACACUUUUUCGGAGGAAGUUAAUGAGGAGUAUGAAUUAAAUAUUAGAGAUCCAAUAAUUUCACAAACUAAAGGCCGGAAAAAGGAUGAUGUUAGAGUGUCUCAAUCAGCGAGGAUCAAGAGUAGUUUAGAGUUGUCAAUGAAUCAACUCUCUACCAAAAGACGGUCUUGUCAAAUGUGUGGAGAACAUGGUCAUAAUCGUAGAAGUUGCAAGUUAAAAUUAAGUGAGGAAGAAGUUAAUCUAUCUACUUAA
Messenger RNA from Vicia villosa (hairy vetch), 2322 nucleotides. Its product is annotated as protein FAR1-RELATED SEQUENCE 9-like. The transcript has 2 exons. Gene Ontology annotation, molecular function: nucleic acid binding; zinc ion binding. Gene Ontology annotation, biological process: regulation of DNA-templated transcription. NCBI's taxonomy places the organism in Eukaryota, Viridiplantae, Streptophyta, Magnoliopsida, Fabales, Fabaceae. Bases 1 to 2322 code for a protein of 773 amino acids. The record is from RefSeq and is a predicted model, not a curated record.